Formica exsecta is the source of this 1565-nucleotide messenger RNA. RefSeq names its product transport and Golgi organization protein 2 (gene Tango2). The transcript has 5 exons. Gene Ontology annotation, cellular component: Golgi apparatus. Lineage: Eukaryota; Metazoa; Arthropoda; Insecta; Hymenoptera; Formicidae. The record is from RefSeq and is a predicted model, not a curated record. Gene Ontology annotation, biological process: protein secretion; Golgi organization. Bases 318 to 1136 code for a protein of 272 amino acids.
AUAUUAGAUUAGCGGUCUAGUAUAAUAUAUAAUCUAUGGUUGCAUAGCUUCCACGAUCCGCGCUAUUGGUUAUGCAAUAAAUAAAUAAAGAAUUUUGAUGACAAUGGAACAUAACAAUAUAUAUGCAACAAUUAUAACAUUAUCUUGAUUUAUGAACAAGGUAUCUGAUAAUGUUAUCAGCAUUACAAAAUAAAAAAGCACAAAAUACAUAUAAUCUUGACUAUAAAAGGCUCUUUGAAUGUUUUUACCCCAAUUGCGUCUAAAAAGUUAUAUUGUGUGCCAACUUCAAAAAUCGGUUAACUACAAAAAUAAUUGUCAUGUGCAUCUUGUUUAUGUAUCGCAAUCCCAAUGCUGCUAUUAAAUCUUAUCGAUUGAUAGUUGCAACGAAUCGAGAUGAAACAUAUAAGCGUCCUGCAUUAUCUGCUCAUUAUUGGAAAAAACAUCCUGAAUGUUUAGGAGGUAUUGACAUGGAACCUGGUAAGGAAGGUGGAACUUGGUUAGCUUUGUCAAUGAAAGGGAAAGCUGCUGUUAUUUUAAAUUUGGUUAAUGAAGAAAAUAAAAAUAAUUCAUCAAAGAAGAGUCGUGGUUCUUUGAUAAGGAAUUUUAUUACUUCCAGCGAUUCUAUAGAAACAUACUUGAACCAGUUACACAAAGAAAAUAUGAACGGACAACCAUACAAUUCUUAUUGUUUGAUUUUACUAGAUUUAAACAAUGCAAAUACGUAUUGUUUAAACAGCGAUGCAAGGUCUACUGGACCCAAAAUGUGUGAUAAUGAUAUUAUAGGUAUUGGGAACAGUGGAAUAGAACAUUCUUAUAAAAAAGUUGAAGUAGGAAAAGAAGAAUUUAAAUGUAUUGUACAGAAUGCAAAUGUAUCAAAACAAAAUACUCUUAUUGAAGAACUUAUUAAUUUCCUAAAAUCACGGACAAAAUGUUUACCAGAUCUUGAAUUACAAAAGAACUAUCCAACAACAUAUGAAGAACUUAGUUCAAUCUUUGUUUCUGGAAAUGAAUAUGGUACAAGGACACAUUCUAUAUUAUUGAUUAAUGGUUCAAAUCAAGUAACAUUUGUUGAAGAAACUCUUAUGUCUGAUUUGACAUGGAAACGACAACAGUUUCAAAAUGAAUUAAUACAGUAAUAUUUAUUAAUAUUCAAUAUAAUAUGCUAGAGUAAAAAAGAAUUCGAUUUUUUUCUGUAUAAACUUAAUUCAUGAUUAAUAUACAUAUGUUUAAGAAUAAGAGUACUUAUGUGGAAGAUAAUUGCAUAAUACCAUGAAUUUGUAGUACUGCAAUGGUAAAUUCUAAAUUCAAUAUGAAUAAGUAAUUCUCUUAAUUCUUUCUCAGGAUGCAAUGUUUUUUUAUGUUCUAUGUAAUAUAAAAAUAACAAUUAAAAAACAAUUUGCAGUGAAAAACUUACGAUAUAAUAUUUAAAAUAAUAAUAAAUCUAUAAGGCAAAAUAUUUAUAUUCUGUCAUAUAUUCAAACAGUUUGAAUACAUUAUGAGCUGUAACCAUUGACACAUGUAUGCUUCCAUCAGGUUUAAGCAUUCUAUAAAUAUUCCUAAACUCA